Molecule: messenger RNA, 2134 nt
Organism: Hypoxylon fragiforme
Lineage: Eukaryota; Fungi; Ascomycota; Sordariomycetes; Xylariales; Hypoxylaceae
Product: TPR domain protein
Exons: 1
Coding region: 144-1934 (596 amino acids)
Cellular component (GO): intracellular anatomical structure
Molecular function (GO): protein binding
Source: RefSeq, a predicted model, not a curated record
UUGUGAUCGAAAAAGCAAAGGCAAAAGCAAAAGAGCAAGAAAAAGCCAAAAAAGAAACCCCCAACAACCUUGGCACGUGAAUCACUACUACUAAAUCGUUGCCAAAACUUCUCGGCUCACCCAAACCUUGAACAAAAAAAGCCAUGGACGAAGCAUCCCCCUACUUCAACCUCGGCACCUACUCUCGCCCCGUGUCCUCCCCUAGCGCCGCCGCCCGCACAUGGGUAAACCGGGGCCUGAUCUGGUCGUACGGGUUCAACCACGAGGAGUCCGUGAAAUGCUUCGAGCGCGCCAUCGCAUGCGACGCCGAGUGCGUGCUCGCGUACUGGGGGCUCGCGUACGUGCUGGGCCCCAACUACAACAAGCCGUGGGACUUCUUUGACCCCGUGGAGCUGGAGGCUGUGAUGCGCAGGACGCAUGGUGUGGUUGACCAGGCGCUGGUCUUGGCUAAGGGGGGUGAGGAUGAUGAUGAUGAUGGUAAGAAGGAGGGCAGCAAGGUGACGCCCGUGGAAAGGGCGUUGGUUGAGGCGUUGAAGUUUCGGUAUCCGCAUGGGCACUCUGCGGGAGAAGGGGAGGGAGAUGAGAAGGAGAAGGAGAAGGAGGGCAAGGGGAACCGCGACCGAAACUUCCCGAUCUGGAACGCGCGCUACGCCGACGCCAUGGGUGCCGUGUACCGGCGAUUCCCCACUGACCUCGACGUCGCAACCCUCUACGUCGACGCGAUGAUGAACCUAACUCCCUGGCAGCUCUGGGACAUCCACACCGGCUCCCCCGCCCCCGGCGCACGCACUCUAGAAUGCAAAGCCGUGCUCGAGCGAUCCAUGGCCCAAAACAACGAAAACGGUGAUGGUUCACGGCACCCGGGCCUACUACACCUAUACAUCCACCUAAUGGAGAUGUCCACCACCCCCGAAGCCGCCCUCCCCGCCGCCAACACCCUGCGGGACCUCGUGCCGGACGCGGGCCACCUCGACCACAUGCCCACGCACAUCGACGUGCUCGUCGGCGACUACCAGCGCGCCAUGUCCUCCAACCAAACCGCCAUCAUCGCCGACGACCUCUUCUUCUCCCACCCCUCCCUGUCCUCCGAGCCGCCAGGCUUCUACACCCUCUACCGCAUGCACGACCUGCACUUCCGCCUCUACGCCGCCAUGUUCGCGGGCCAAUCCGCCGUCGCCCUCGAGACCGUCGCGCGCCUCGAGCAAGCCGUGCCCGAGUCCCUGCUCCGCGUGGAGUCCCCGCCCAUGGCCGACUGGCUCGAGGGCUUCCUCGCCAUGCGCGUGCACGCCCUGAUCCGCUUCGGGCGGUGGCGCGCCCUGCUCUCCCUGCCCCUGCCCCCCGACGCCGCCCUGUACUGCACCACGCACGCGCUGACGCACUACGCGCGCGGCGUCGCCUUCGCCGCCACCGGCGACGUCGCCUCCGCCGCACAGUCGCGGUCGCGGUUCCUCGACGCCGUCGACCGGGUCCCCGCGUCCCGCAUGCUCUUCAACAACACCUGCCGCGACAUCCUGGCCGUCGCCGCCGCGAUGCUCGACGGCGAGCUCGAGUACCGCCGCGGCAACCACGAGGCCGCCUACCGCUUGCUCCGCGAGGCCGGGCGGCGCAGCCGCGGGCUCCCGUACGACGAGCCGUGGGGGUGGAUGCAGCCGCCGAGCCACGCGCUGGGCGCGCUGCUGGCGGAGCAGGGGCACUACGACCGUGCGGUGGGGGUGUAUGCGGAGGAUCUGGGGAUGGGGGAGGAAGGGGCAUUGUUGCCGCGCGCGCUGCAGCAUCGGGGCAAUGUGUGGGCGCUGCAUGGGUACCACGAGUGUCUGGUGAAGCUGGGGAGGGAGGAGGAGGCGGAGGCGGUUAGGCCGCAGUUGGAUGCGGCGCUGGCGGUGGCGGAUGUCCCGAUUAAGGCGUCGUGUUUUUGCCGGACGAGCGCGUAUUAGGUGGUUACCUACCUAGAUUAGGUGGCUCUUUGGAAGCCUUGGAGCGUUUUGUUGGGCAUGAUGAGCACGACUUGAUGAGCAUUGAGCAUAUGCAUAGCUAUGCAUCAUUUAGGUAGCAUUUACCGUAGAUAUCACAACCACGUUAAGGAGAUAGGCCUAUAUACUAUAUAUAUCUUGUAUUUCAAUAUCUGCCUAGCAAA